UCGACAGACAAAUAAGUAAUCCUCUGAUUCCGACUGUGACAGCUGUAGUUUCUGUCACUGCUUUUCUAGCCGCCCAUUAUUGGCACAUUACGAAUAUUUUCUAUUUUGUGCCUUUCCUAAUUUACAUAAUAAUAACGCCAGACUGUAUAACAAACUGACGUUAGCUGCUAGCUCCGGCUAACUAGUUAACCGGUAACAGCACAACAACCAGCUGACGGAGCCUGUUAGCCAGCUAGCCCCGCUGUCUCUCAGUCCAGCUGCCCUUUGUCUGUACAGGCAACUUAGUUAGCUGGCAUCGUUUCUCCUUUGGGUUAGCUGACACCGGCUCUGGCAAUUUUACUUUUUCUCGCCUGACAAGAGUCAAGCAAACCAAGAUAGGCGGCUUGGGAACCAAGAUGUCGAACCGAGUGGUGUGCAGAGAAGCAAGUCACGCCGGGAGCUGGUACUCUGCUUCGGGAUCCCAGCUGAAUGCACAACUAGAAGGCUGGCUGUCCAAAGCAGAGUCCACGAUCAGACCUGCUAGAGCCAUCAUAGCGCCGCAUGCUGGGUAUACUUACUGUGGCGCUUGUGCAGCACAUGCCUACAAGCAGGUUGAUCCCUCUGUUACUCGUAGGGUGUUCAUCCUGGGACCUUCACACCAUGUGCCCCUCUCCCGCUGUGCCCUGUCGCCUGCAGAGAUCUAUAGAACACCUCUCUAUGACCUGAGAAUCGACCAGAAGGUUUAUGCUGACCUCUGGAAAACUGGGUUGUUUGAGCGGAUGAGUCUGCAGACAGAUGAAGACGAGCACAGUAUUGAAAUGCACUUGCCUUAUACUGCUAAAGCCAUGGAGAGCCACAAAGACGAGUUUAGCAUCGUCCCUGUGCUUGUGGGCGCCCUGAGUGAGUCCAAGGAACAGGAAUAUGGGAAGCUGCUCAGCAAGUACCUGGCAGACCCCUCCAACCUUUUCAUUAUCUCAUCCGACUUCUGCCACUGGGGUCAGCGGUUCCGCUACACAUACUAUGAUGAAUCUCAAGGGGAGAUCUGCAGGUCUAUCGAGCAUCUUGAUAAAAUGGGGAUGGGCAUUAUAGAACAGCUGGAUCCCAUGUCUUUCACCAACUACCUGAAGAAGUACCGCAACACCAUCUGUGGGCGUCACCCCAUUGGAGUGCUUCUAAAUGCUGUGGCUGAGCUGAGGAAGUCUGGUUUAGAAAUGAACUUCACUUUCCUGAACUACGCCCAGUCGAGCGAGUGCAGGAACUGGCAAGACAGCUCCGUGAGUUACGCUGCCGGGGCUCUCAUCGCUCAUUGAGGUCGACUUUUCGCAGGGGCCACUGCAGCGCUGCCGCCCUGCCCUUACUAUCUAUCGCCAUAACCCGACCCAGACACCCUCCCUCUCACCCCACCCACCCCCAGUUACACCCACUAUUUGCAGGAAGGACCUAGACACUCAAAGCCAAUACAGUCUUCUUUCUCUGUCUUUCCCUCAGCUCUCCUCCACCUUUUCUCCACCCUCCUCUCAGUUUGAAGUGUGUCUCAGAGCUUUUGGUUGAAAUAUUUAGCUUGAAGUGCAGUUUUGAGAUUAUGUAGGAGCAAACGGUCAGAGGAGAAAGGAAGAGUGCGUAUUAAUUUGGCUCAGAGUUAGCGUCUGGAGGGGGAAAUUCUUAUUUGGGUUCAGUCCCAUUUUGUUUUCCUGAUGAAAACGAUGGAUUUGAGUUGUAAUGAUGCAAUCUUUCCAUUUGGGCUCUUGGCGAUCUGUGCUCAUGUAAUUUCAGAAAAGGAAUGAAAAUAAAACUGCAGAUCUUAAUGGAGCAUAUUGAAAUUUUGCCAGAUGAGAAUGAAACGGGUGUUUUGACUGACUGCUUCAAGCUACACAUGACUGAACUUCAAAACAGUGUCAUAGGUAAUUAAUACCAUCGCUCAACAUAUGUUGUAGUUGCUAACAAAGGGCUGCACCCAACAACGUUCACUCACCCCCUACUGUACAAAACCAAAAACAUUAUUACUCUCAGUUUAUGAAAUAUUAUCUUUUAUUCAUAUUUUAUUCCUUUACAUUUCUCCCUUUUUUAAGUAGUUUUAUUAGACGUGAUAGUAUUUACUCAAGUAGUGUGUAGAUUUGAACAAAAGCAGUGUUGUCGGUGAACCUCUAAAGCCAUCGACAUGGUUUGCUCAAUAAGUUAGUGUUUGCAACACUGCACCCAGAUUCCAAUUAUAUGCCUGUAGCAUUAUAGAUGUGUUUUGUGAGGGCCAGACUCCAGUUGUGGGUGCUACAGAAAUGUAAUCAAGGCUGGAUAUUGUGUAAAUUUCUCCAACACUGACACCUCUGGUCUUUGUUUACAUUUGCCACCUUAAAUCUCUGUAGUUAAUGAAUUGAUAGUAAAUUUCCUCCUUUUUUUUUUUUACAAGACUUGUAGAAAAUGUUCUGUUCAGUAAGAGCAUCAAAGCUUUUGUGUUGGCCUGAUCAAAGGCUGAGAUGAUCUGCCUAAAUAGUUUAAAUUGUUGUAGAUCGGUUCACUGGGUAGUAAUUUUCAAUUCUUUGUGUUAAUACGUGUUUGAUUUAAGAAUGCCAAAAGUUAUUGGGAAGAUAAAAGUCAUCCUUUUUGUAAAGGUUUUCUAGUUUUGCUGCUUCUGACUGUAUGAGAAUUUGCUUCAAAAUUACUCUUGAAGCAACAGAACUAUCAGUUAGAUAGGCUAGCUAAAACACGUAACACACGGCCCGAGUUUUAAGAUCAGCACAAAGUCAUAAUGCUUUGCUUAUACUGUUUGAGAAAAGUGACAGAUUUUGCUCCCUGCUAAAUUUUGGAUUAUAUUGAAAAAAUGUAAUAUUUUCUUUAUGGAAAGACAAGCAUAAGGACCACAGGUCUUAAAGGGAUGGUUCUGAUUUUUAUUUUUAAUCAGGUCGUGUGGGGUAUUAUCUAUAGACAGUAUCAUAUAUAUAGUAGAUAUCAGUUGGCUGCCCAAGUUUCGAGAAACAGGCUGAAGUCUAACAUGGAAGCUCAUUGUCUAAUGCUGUGGAUGGGGUCAGCAGCCAAACAUAUUUUAGCCACCUAAAACAAGUCACCAGAAAAAAUCAAUACCAGUUUUAGUGUAUGCUGUAUUGAGAGUAUUUUCACCACGUUAUGUGAAGCCUCAUUCCCACUGCAAAAAAAAAAAAACAGGUAACACCCACUAACACCCACUUUUUAAUGUUAUAGGAAUGCUUACAAUCAGCAUUUACACAAAUGACUCUGCAGUAGUCACAAUUAUUUAUCACUUCAGGGCUCAGACUGGCAUUGAUGGGAACACAACACCCAGGUGAACACGCUAAUUUCAGCUCCUCAACCAGCGAGAUGCAAUGAUGCGCUGCCACUGAUUACCCUCCAUCUCCUCCUAAGCAGCACUAAAACAUCAAUCCAAAUUAGUCGACAUGAAAUUUGAAAUAGAGUGAACAAGUAAGAGAUGUAUAAAAAGAAGUAAUCACCGUAAGAUUUUACAGACCUGUCCAUGCCGCUGUCUGCUGUUUACCUGUUCUCCAGUCCAUCUGUGAUGUCGCACGGACACACCAAAACAACCCACACAAAAACCACACUUGUCACACGGCUGCAGAGCCGUGUACAAACUCUGCUCCACUGGCAAAAGGAAAGCAGUUUGUUGCCUAUUUUCAUCAUGGUUUCAGUGUUUGAAAAACCUGAGUGCACAUACUAAUUUUAGUGAGAAAGGGAUAUUGGUGUCAGAUAGUGGUUUCCAGUGGGAAAAUGAAGCCGUCAUAACGCUCUCUUCAAAGCCAGAAUCCAUCGAGAAAAAAAUGAUUUAACACUGCUGAACGCAGCAGCUGCUUGUCUACCAAUCAGUAGUAAGUUUGUGUCAUGUGUGACUUCGGUAUUUAAAGUUUAGAUUCACCGAAGUCACACAAUAACACUAACUGAUCGAAGCAGCAAUAGACCAGCAGCUCCUGUGUUCAGCGGGCUAAAAUUGCCCAUUUUUUUAUUAAUGGAGUCUGUUGGCUUUGACAACUGAGGCCGUUAUUGGUUUCCCAGUUGGAAAGGGCUGUCUGACGGAAAGGUAAAGCAGUAAAAAUAGUCUCAGUAUAGCAUACGCUUUUGAUGGGACUUUGUUUAGGUGACCAAAAUGUGUUUUGUUGCUGACCCUCAUCCACAAUAGCAGAUUACUUAGCUUCUGUGUUGGACUUCUGUCUGUUUCUCCAAUCUGGAGGCAUGCUGACUAAUAUAUAAAACUAAUGUAUAAAAUACACUCACUAUGGAUAAGUACCCAAUACAGUCCCAAUUCAAAAAAUCUAAACUAUCUCUUACAAUAGAAAAUGUUCUCUUCAGAGUAAAAUGCUCUGAAGUCCUGCUGCUUAAAAUUCUCCCCCAAUUUUCAUAGAUUAACAUGCAAAAACCUGAUGAUUCAUAGUGGCAGUAAAGGCUUUCAGUGACAAUAUGAUAUAAGCAGCACACAGUGUCUGCUGUCCUGUCAUUUGAUAUUUCAGUAUCACUGACUUUUACUGAUGCAGUCCUCUAACAUUGCUCCGCCCCUCUCGGGCACCAAAAGAGGCAUCGCACUUAGCAUUAACGUCUGGCUGAACCACAGGGGCACAGACUGAAAGAUGAAUCCUCAGACUCACUCGACCUCUGACGCUAAUUUAAGGGAAACUAGUAAAGCAUGACACACUGUGCUAUUGUGCCUUUUAUCACUGUUGCACAUAUACAUAUAAAGCGUAUUCUCACUUUUAGUCUUAUUUUAGAAUGUGUACUCUCAGUAUUUUGUUUUCCCCACAUGUACCCUCCUCGCCCAGUGCCCCAACAAUGUGUCCAGCUCACCCAGCACGCCAGGAGUGUGUGACCAGUCCCCCCCUCCCCUCAUCUGUUGGUCUAAAAUGGCACCAACUGUUAUCUCCUUUCUCCAGCAGGAGUGGUCUCUUUUCUCCACCUCACCUCAUUCCUGUAGAGAGACAAAGGCUAAACCUCAACACUGUUCAUUUUUCUGUUUAUGGAUCUUUGUUUUGUCUUUUAGAAAUUGUUUUUGUAUUAUUAUUUUUUCUUGCUUAGAGAAUGGGAACUUACACGUCACAAACCUAAAAUAUACUACUUAACUACUCCCUAAAUGGAGUUUUUUUGAUCUCAGGUUCCACUGACAAAGCAUCCCAAAAGGCUCUUCAGAUAAGGCCGUGGAUUCAUGUUACAAAACAAGUAAAAUGUACUGAAAAGCA
Messenger RNA from Plectropomus leopardus (leopard coralgrouper), 5165 nucleotides. RefSeq names its product mediator of cell motility 1 (gene memo1). The record is from RefSeq and is a predicted model, not a curated record. NCBI's taxonomy places the organism in Eukaryota, Metazoa, Chordata, Actinopteri, Perciformes, Serranidae.